AUGGUUAAGGCAGUAUUUGGCGGAGGCAGCUUCAUGGACCAGGGCGCCAUGGGCAGCUUCCCCACCACAGACAAGGUCUCUGAGGCCAUUGACGUCCUCCUCGCCUCGGGCGUAACCACCAUUGACACAGCGCGCAUAUACCCGGGCUCAGAAGCUGCUCUCGGUCGACAAGACAAGCGCACACAAUUCACCAUCGAUACAAAGGUACCUGGCGGCUUUGCGCCGGACACAGCACACAAGGACACCAUCGUCGAACACGCGAAGGAAGCCCUUGAGAAGGUAGCCAUCAAGCAAUUCGACAUCCUCUACAUCCACUCGCCCGACCCAGACAUCCCCCUCGAUGACACACUCGCCGGUAUCAACGAAGCCCACAAGCAGGGCAUCUUCAAGCGCUUUGGACUGAGCAACUACGCGCCCCAAGACGUGCAGCGCGUAUACGACCUCGCCAAGGAGAAGGGCUACCCGCUUCCGGAAGUCUAUCAGGGCAACUACAACCCCGUGGCGCGCCACCUUGAGAAGGACCUCUUCCCCGUGCUGCGCAAACUCAACAUGGUAUUCUACGCCUACUCGCCGCUCGCGGGCGGCUUCCUGACCAAAUCCGCCGCCGAUCUCGACGCCGGCGUGGGGCGCUUCGGCAAAGACGCCCUCGGCGGCAUGUACAGCGGCAUGUACGACAAGCCGAGUCUGCGCGAGGGACUGAAGGCGUGGAACUCCAUUGCCGAAAAGGAGGGCGUUAGCAAGGCUGAGCUGGCGUACCGCUGGGUUGCCUACCACUCUGCGCUGACGGAGGAGGGCGAUGGUGUGAUCUUCGGCGCGAGUAAGCUUAGCCAGAUUGAGCAAACGGCGGCGAGCAUCAAGAAGGGCAAGCUGAGUGACGAGGCGGCUAAGAACAUCGAGCAGGUUUGGGACACGGUUAAGGCGGAGGCGCCGGUGGACAACUACGUGUGGUCAAGGGGCAGUAAGUAG
This is a messenger RNA of Ascochyta rabiei, 966 nucleotides long. RefSeq lists its product as uncharacterized. The coding region runs from base 1 to 966 and encodes 321 amino acids. The transcript has a single exon. The record is from RefSeq and is a predicted model, not a curated record. NCBI's taxonomy places the organism in Eukaryota, Fungi, Ascomycota, Dothideomycetes, Pleosporales, Didymellaceae.